Wasmannia auropunctata (little fire ant) is the source of this 324-nucleotide messenger RNA. Its product is annotated as odorant receptor Or2-like. Gene Ontology annotation, cellular component: plasma membrane. The transcript is spliced from 3 exons. Gene Ontology annotation, molecular function: odorant binding; olfactory receptor activity. The record is from RefSeq and is a predicted model, not a curated record. Bases 1 to 282 code for a protein of 93 amino acids. Gene Ontology annotation, biological process: detection of chemical stimulus involved in sensory perception of smell; sensory perception of smell. Lineage: Eukaryota; Metazoa; Arthropoda; Insecta; Hymenoptera; Formicidae.
AUGAUGUAUACAAGUGCUAUAUUAGUGCAGAUUUUCAUCUACUGCUGGUUUGGAAACGAAGUCAAGAUAAAAAGCCUUCAAUUGAUGAAUAGCAUUUAUAAUACAGACUGGCCGGCGCUUAGCAAUAGCAACAAAAAGGAUAUUUUAUUAAUAAUGAGGCGCGCGACGACUCCCAUCGAAUUUACUAGCGCGUACAUAAUUACGAUGAAUCUUGAAUCGUUUGUAGCUUUACUUAAGCUGUCAUAUUCGGCUUUCAACUUGUUGCAUCAAACGCAAGAAUAAUAACGUAAUUAAGUUAUUAUUCAUAUUUAAUAUCUUAUGAAA